Molecule: messenger RNA, 2005 nt
Organism: Amoebophrya sp. A120
Lineage: Eukaryota; Dinophyceae; Syndiniales; Amoebophryaceae
Source: the annotation of a GenBank genome assembly
AUGGUCUACGACAACUUCGCACAUUUAGAAAGAUCCCUGUAGUUGUUGCGACCAAGCACGACCAUCGCGCAGCAUCGCCCUGGCAAGCGGAGACGGCGAAGCACGAUCGGUUCCGACGACGAAGCACCAAGGGACCUCCUGCGCCAACACCAGUCGGACCUUCGGAGAAGUUCUUUUUAUGGUCUUCUUGUCCUCACGCCUCGCAGUGCAAGUGAAGUUUUCCACUGAAGAAGGGAAGAACAAACCUCCUGAGAAAGAAGAACACUACAGUAACCACUCUCAGCAAGGGCAUCAAAAUGCAGCUGAUGAGGAGUAUGAUCAUGGGCGUCUUCUUCGUCCCACACUUUUGUUUCUUUCUCCAACCCUUGUUCAACAUCCCGUCUCUGUUCCUACCGGCUGCGGCAACAACUCCGGUGGCCUUUAAAUUCGCACGGCAGGUGGAAAACUAUCUGCUAGGGCAACUAGGAGCAAACACGGGAAAUAAACAGGACCACGAGCAGCAGGGGCAACGACUUAGAGGGCACCAUCAGCGGGUAGAAGUACUUGUAGCAGCAAAAGUUUCAUCAUCAGCGGCAUCUCGCGUUGCCGGUGGAGGUCCUGUGAAGAACAAUCUGGAGCAGCUGCACCAGGUUCGAGAUGGAAGCGGAAUCCAACACCAGGGUGUACGAGGUGGAAACAAACUGCCAAGCCGAGGAGCGCGACCGAAAUCAAGCAACCGCCGCAAGCGAUUGCGCGCCGCGACCGAGCCGCAGCCGGAACCGCGAGGGCAGGACCAGGAGACCUCAGGCUGCUGCAUGAACCCGACAACACUUGCGAGCAAUGGUUGUCGGGUUACACAAGAUGAAACAAGGGAUCAUGCGCAAAGAAGUCAUCUGAACCACAAAAAUGACCCAUCUGGAUCUGCUGCUGAAGUAGGAGUAGAUUUACCAGAGCAGCAAAGUGUAGCUGAAGAGGAGCUACCUCGAAGUAGUUCCUCGCCUCCUGCCCGCAGCACAAGGUCUACUGUUUCGUUCUGCGACGUGGCGAGUCACGUUUUGGGGCAGGAUCUCAGCUCGUUCCUGACCAUUCAGGACCUCGGGCGGUUGAGUGCGGUGGGAAAGAAUUUUGUUACCCGCGGAAGAUCUGGAUCUGGUCGUAGUUCUGGGAAUACAACCCCGUCGUCAACAGCAUCAUCCACCUCUUCUUCAAGGGGACCUGGCGCUACUCCUCGUUCUACUUCUUCACAAAAAAAUCGAGAACGAGAACCGGAGGACGAGACUUGUCCCGACAGUACGGGUUUAGCGGCUUUGUUUUUGCAAGAAACGUAUAAAAACAUUAGUGAGGACGAACAUAGCGAUCCCAUCACCGGCACUACAAGAACUAUAGCUGACCACUACAACAUCCAGGAAGACGAAGAUGUUGAUUGCGACAACAUUUCUAGAGCAUCUACUCCGUGCAGUGUGAAGACAAGUGGCAAAGCUCGCCACAUCGAAGAGACCGCCGCGUCCACACGGGCUUGCCUGGUGGAGACGCUGUUCGCCUUGAGUCUUCCAGAAGUCUACACGGAAGCGCGGCGUCCUGGGGAGGUGAAUGCUGAGGGAACUGUGAUGGACCCACCUGUCGUGGAGCCGUGCUUGUUGAGUUGUCACGAUCAUCUUGACCACCUCACGGGAAAAAUGGAGGAGCGGUGCGCGGCGUGCUACAAGUUGAAGCCGUGGAUGGUGGUUCCUACGAAGGCGGAGUUCAUGGCAAAGGCGAGAAUUCAUGGAGUUCAUGGCAAAGGCUACGAAGGCGGAGUUCAUGGAAUUGUUCCCCCGCCGCCGCCCGGGUGGACUAAAACUCCGCCACACACGUCGGAGGUUGCGCCCGGGGUGUUUCUAGCGGAUGAGAAUACGCAACUCGGCGCGCGGCCUGUGGAUGCGAAGAAGAGACAGGCUUUGUUCCAGGAUUAUCCGCCGUUUCAACACAACCAGGAAAUAAAACUGCUCGAAAAACAGCUGGAAACGUGGUCGCUGCGCAGUAGGGC